Molecule: messenger RNA, 3215 nt
Organism: Polypterus senegalus (gray bichir)
Lineage: Eukaryota; Metazoa; Chordata; Cladistia; Polypteriformes; Polypteridae
Product: nuclear GTPase SLIP-GC-like
Exons: 19
Coding region: 118-3003 (961 amino acids)
Molecular function (GO): GTPase activity
Source: RefSeq, a predicted model, not a curated record
UCCCCUGAGAGUCUGUUUAACAGAAGGUUUCAUCAGUCUUAACCAGCGCAUUUCUUUGGCCAUUUUUAUCUGAUUUUAUCUUUGCUAAAUUUCCCGCAGAUGCAUAACAUAUAAAUCAUGGAACCAUUUUCACAUGACUCCUCAGAUUCACAUGAGUCCUCACAAUGUGAAGAUCCAGGACCCUCCCACCAUGAAACUAAUAUAACAAGUCAAAUUUAUGUAAAUAAUCCACAAUCCUUACAUGUGGUGGCAAGGCCUCCUCAGAGAAGUUCACUUGUGGAGCCGGGGGUACACAAGUGUAAUGCAAAUAAAUGUGAUCUAUGUGAUAAAAAUUUGAAAAAUAUCAGAAUCUUUAGCAGCACAACUAACAAAAGUACCCAUGAGAUAGAAAGUGUUUUUACAUGCAAGUCAUCUAGCGUCAUUUAUGUAAUAGAAUGCCAGAAAGCUGACUGCAAGAAACAAUAUGUGGGGAAGACAAGAAAUUCAUUAAAAUGCAGAUUUAGCAGACAUAAGUCAGCUAUUUCACGUAAGCUCAGACUGCCAGUUUAUGAGCAUUUCAACAGCAAUGGCCACAGCUUCCAAGAUUUUAAAAUUUUUCCAAUUGAACAACAUGAUGAUUUAGAAACAUUAGAUAAGAGUGAAAUUUUUUGGAUAAAAACUCUUGGUACACAGUAUCCUGAUGGACUCAAUUUGGAAACUUAUGAUUCAGAUUCAUCACCAAGUCCUUUUAAACGACGAAGAGAACUAAAUAGUCUACCAAUAGAAGCUCAGAAGAAACUGGAUCAAUAUGAUGAAUCAGAAGAGGAAGCCAGAUGUGCUAUAUCAUCAGUGCAUAAAAAAUUGCUGGACCUGUCUCACCAUGAUAAUAAUGAGGUUGAAGUGUUUCUGAACAAACUGAGGAAAAUGACUUCCGAUUUAAAAUCCAAAAAGAUUCAUGAUAGCAUUUAUAUUGGAAUAUUUGGAAAGACAGGGGCUGGAAAAAGUUCACUGAUAAAUGCUCUUUUGAAUGAAGAUGAUUUGUUGCCUGUAUCAAGCCGCAAGGCCUGCACGUCUUGCAUUGUGGAAGUAAAGGCUCAUGAAGAUCUGUUUAAUUCUACAUACAAAGCAGAAAUUCAGUUUAUUAGCAAAGAGGAGUGGGUCAAACAGCUAGAGACCCUUGUUGAAAACCGUGAGAGUGACAAUGAUCAGGACACAUCAGAUUCAGAUGAUGAUGAAAAUGGAGAGGACAAUGAAGGUGAACUAGCAAAUGAAAAACUAAAAGCAGUGUAUGGAGAAGAAGGGCUAAGUAAAAGUUACAAAGACUUACUAAACACUAAACUGGGAAUACCUAAUACUCUGAAGAAGUCAAUUACAGCAAAAUCGGUUAAAGAAUUGUCUGACAAUAUCAAUCAAUUUAUACGAAGUGAUAUGGAUGAAAAUGUGAGGAGCUAUUGGCCUCUGGUGAAAUCAGUUACACUAUAUUUGCCAAGAAGUCAAAAUCUUUUCGAUAACAUAGUACUGAUUGAUUUUCCUGGAGCUGGAGAUACCAAUAAGGACAGGAAUGAAAUGUGGAAAAUGUCCUUAAAUAAAUUGACCUCCAUCUGGAUUGUUAGUGAUAUCACACGGGCAGAAUCUGAGAAAGAGGCAUCAGACAUCCUAAAAUAUGUUUUAAAAGAUAUUGCUGGUGGGGGACAAUGCCAAAAUAUUACCUUCAUCUGUACCAAGACAGAUAUUGUUGGCAUUCAAAGAAGAGAUAUGCAAAAAGAGCAUCAAGGAGAAUCAAGUAAAAUCACAGAAAGUGAGUGGAAAAAAGGAGAAAUACUAACGAGAAACAACAUUGUUAAAAAAAAUCUGAAAAAAAAACUUGAGCGAAAAGCAAAGAGAAUGCUUGGCACUGAAAUGAACUCUCAUGAAGAUUUCAUUGAAGUGUUCACAGUGAGUUCAGAGCAGUACAGAAAUGACGAAAAUCCUGUCUUGAAUAAGGAAGAAACAGAAAUUCCAGGGUUGGAAAAGCAUCUGAUGAAUCUUUACGUCAACCAGAUACAGAAAGAUGUAGAAAACUAUGUGACUGUAGUAUCAGGAAUAACAUCCUUUCUUAAUAUCACACAAAAAAAUGCAAAGGAAGAGGAUAUAAUAAAUAAAGACGCUCUUAAUGAAAUAUCGGAACUUCUUAUUGAUAAACUUAAAGAUCUGGACACAUUUUUUGCUGAGUGUUCUAGCAUGCUUACAUCAAAGCUGAAUGAUGGCGUGAAGAAAGCAGCUACCCAGUGUGUGCAGAAUGCCAAAAACAUUUUAAAGCCUGAAGAAAAGGAUAAUCGUGGUUACCAUAAAACAAUAAAGGCUUUAAUCAAAAACAAUGGAAUUUACAGGUCCAAAAAUGGACAAGUCCAUGAUCUAAACCAUAAAUUGGCAUUGCCUCUCUCCAAGUCUGUGGACAACACUAUUAUAAACACUUUCCAGAUGCAAAAGAGAACUAGGAAUUCUAUUAAAGCACCAUUGGAUUCAUUUCAGUUAGAAAUCCAACCUAUUUCUACCAAACUUCAGAAAACAAUUGCUCCUUUGCGUCUACUGUUUAUUAAUUCUCAGUUUCGAGGAGUAAUUGCAUCUUUGGAAAAAGAAAUUAUUGAAAGAAAGAAAAUCUUGUACAAAUCUCUAGACUUAUCCAUUCAAAAUGAACUGUCACCUGUUUACGAAGAGGUCAGCAAAAUAAAAGGUUCCAAUUUUAUGAUUAAUGUACAAACAAUGUUCACAAAAAGACUGGUUGAGUUAAAAAAUCAAAUUUUUGAAAAUGCAAAGAAUAAAAUGCUUCAAGAGUUCAGCAAACUGAAGGAUCAUGUAAAAGACACACUGGAAAAGGAUAUAGAGAAAACAUUACAGCUGGCAUUUUCUCAGUUUCCUGAAGGUCUUAAUUUGCCAGAUUUCCAAGAAGAACGAAAAAAGAUGAAAAUCAUCAGCAGUGAUCUACAACUAAGGCUCAUUAAUGAAACAUUUAAUGUGCAACAUAAAUUACCAAGAACUAUAUAACUUUAUAAUUGUCUAACAGAAAAUUUGUUUUGCUAUGCAUGCUUUGGAAAUUGUAUUAUACACAGGUGCACAUUUUAAAUAUUGCAAUAAACUUUAUCAGUAACCAUUUAUAUAUUGACAACUAGUUAAUUAUUAAGAAACUAGCCAACCCGUGGCGUACCAUACGCCGCAUAAUCAGGCCAUUUUUUUAAUGAUUUUUAAGCACAGGGAGA